Messenger RNA from Glossina fuscipes, 1506 nucleotides. RefSeq lists its product as uncharacterized. Gene Ontology annotation, biological process: positive regulation of DNA-templated transcription. The record is from RefSeq and is a predicted model, not a curated record. Gene Ontology annotation, cellular component: nuclear body. The transcript has 4 exons. Bases 308 to 1027 code for a protein of 239 amino acids. Lineage: Eukaryota; Metazoa; Arthropoda; Insecta; Diptera; Glossinidae.
CUGUGUUUACGUAUAAACAUAUGUUGAAUAAUAAAAUAUGCAUCCAAGAGAUUUUGCUAAUUCUUUUGUUAUUUAUGAAAAUAGCCCUAGUUGACUUAAGUAAUUCAUCGAGAGGCUAUGCAGCGUAUUAUAACAGAGAAGCCUUAAGAAAAAUUUAAAUAUAUGUCUAAAAUAUACUCAAAUUACAUAAAUCAAAUACAUCGAUACGACGCAUACGAUUUCCAAUGCUGCCAAAUCGAGCGUUAUACGACAUAAAAAACAGAGAUAAUUUCGAGGGUGUUUUCACUGAAAACGCGGUGUGCAAAUAAUGGAAAACAAAAAAGCGAAAAGAUCGUAUAAGGCACGUUACACAUGGAAAGCAUACGCUGAUGAGGCUCUUCUCGAUCUGUGGGCUAAAAAUAUUGAAGAAUUACGUGGUCCGCGGAGAAGCGGCCACGCAUACUUAAAAAUGGCCAAAGAAUUAGGCCGGCUGGGCAUCCACGUUUUCGCGGAGGAGGUGAAAACUAAAAUCCACAACCUUACGAGCAAGUAUAGAAAGGAAACAGCAAAUGUUGAAUCCUCUGGCGGUCAACCAUCUGAAUGGAUAUACUAUGCAAAAGUACACCAAAUAAUGGGGGGUCAACCGAUACCUUGCAUACAAACAGAAGAAUGCUUAACAGAAGACCCGCUUGAGAAUACUAUAAAGUUAGAAGAGCCGGAAUUAGAAAUAUUUCCAAGUUGUUCAAACAGUAGCGGAAGUGAAAGUGAUUUCGCGCCACGAAGUCCAAGCGCCUCUGUGCCACAAAGUCAAAAUUCCCCUGCGUCACCAAUUUGUUCCGAAGUAACAGAAACAGAAGAUUAUAGAAAGCAAAUUUUAAACGAAUUUAAAAAAUGUAACGAACAAAUACACUACGAAAUAACAAGAAAUGAAGACUUUGGAAAAAAAAUGUUAAAACUGGAGGAGGAGAAAAUUAUGUUACUAAGAGAAUAUCUAAAUAAUGUAAAAGAUAUCAAAACAAUGUUUGAAAACUAUUUAAAUAAAAAUUAAUAGUAAGUACUAAUAUUGCUUUACUACGUUACCUAUAUAGAAAAUGAUACCAUGCCUGAAAUUCUCCGCAAGCGCCUUACUAAUAUUUCGAAAUAAGACUUGGCUUCUCAUAUUGCGAAUUUAAUUUUGAGUUCAAAUUAUGUAAAACGCUCGCGUAGAAACCCUUUUAUGUUUAUACCACGGAAUCGCACGCUUUCGCUGGACGAGCGCUUUGUUUUUUAUCCGCUCAGCUUGAUACUGCUCGGAAUGUACUGCCGCUGUUUUUCAGGUCCUUUGAAGACAUCUUUAAUGCGUUUAAGAGAAAAUUUUCUUCAUUCUUGGACAUCUGGAUUUGUUUGAUAAGGCCGUUCGACUAUUACAGUGGUUAAUGAUAGAGCAAGGUAAUCAUUUAAAUAGUCUUUAGUUGUUCCUAUACAGCUUAUGACUGUUAUUUUCGAACCUCUGGUUGUUUGCUUACCCACUCUUUUUCGGAUGCCCGC